Molecule: messenger RNA, 3510 nt
Organism: Fraxinus pennsylvanica
Lineage: Eukaryota; Viridiplantae; Streptophyta; Magnoliopsida; Lamiales; Oleaceae
Source: the annotation of a GenBank genome assembly
AUGGAUUUGAAUAUUCCAGCGGAGGAAAAUGAAAUUUUUGAUGUGGAGGAAGGGGGAAAGUUUUCAGAGGACAUUAUGAGGAGUGAAAAGCAAGAGUUGGAAAACGGGGAAGAGAGAAAUCAAGAAGUGAAUGUGAAAGAAGAUGGAAAGAUUGUGGAGGAAGGUGAAAAGUUUUCAGAGGAGGACGCUAUGAGGAGUGAAAGGCAAGAGCUGGAAAAUGGGGACGAGGAAAAUCAAGAUGUAAAUGGGAAAGAAGAGGGAAAGGUUGAAGAAAAUGACUGUAUGGAUAUUGACAAAGAAGAAGAGGUUGAAAGUGGAAAUAAGAAGCCACGUCGCAGAGGAAGGAAAAAGAAAGAGCAGGGAAAGGGAAAUUUGGAUGGAGAGGAAGAGGAAAAGAAAAAUGGGGCAAGUGGUGCAGAGGAAAACGGAACAGAGAGUGCUUUUAACCGAAGGGCAUCGCGGAGGAAGUCUUCUCAGUUGGCAACUGUGAAGCUUGAGCUGCUGAAUGAAGAUAGUUGGGAGUUGGAAGAGGACGAGGAAGAGAAAGAGGCAAGGAAACGUAAACCAGGUCCAAAAAGGAAGAGGAAGAGUGCAAAAAUUGAGGAAAGUGGGAAAGUGGUGGAAGAGAAAAAUGGGAAAGAGGGAAGUCAAAAGAAAAAGCGAGGACGAAAGAGGUUGAAUUAUGACGAUGAUGGAGAAGAUAGGGAGAAGAAAGAGGAUGGAGAAGACGGGGAGAAGAAAGAGGAUGGAGAAGAAGGGGAGAAUACAGGGGACGAGACAGAAACGAGUAGAGAAAGAAGGUUUUCACUCAGAGCCAAGAAUGAUAAGCCCAAUAAUUCAUCAAAGACCAGGGGCAGAAAGAAUUAUGAUGAGAAUGGGAUUGAGAUCUUGUCUAACAUGUGUCAUCAGUGCCAGAGAAAUGACAAAGGAAGGGUUGUUAGGUGCCAAAAGUGCACAUCAAAGCGAUACUGCAUACCUUGCUUGACUACCUGGUAUCCUCAGAUGUCAGAGGAGGCUAUUGAGGAGGCUUGCCCCGUCUGUCUUAAUAACUGCAAUUGUAAGAGAUGCAUGCGGUUGGAUGGGCCAAUCAGGCACUUGAAGAAUUUAGAAUUAAAAUUUACUGAAGAAGAAAAGGUUCAGUACUCAAAGUUUAUACUCCAAUUGCUUUUGCCCUUCUUGAUGAAAUUUAAUUCUGAACAAUCAGCUGAGAAGGACGUCGAAGCUAAAAUACAAGGACUACCGGUUUCAGAUAUAACAGCACUAGAAGCAAAAUGUGAGAAGGAUGAGCGAAUUUAUUGUGACAAUUGCAAAACUUCUAUUGCUGAUUUUCACAGAAGCUGUCCGCUUUGUUUUUAUGAUCUUUGCAUUACUUGUUGCCGGGAAAUUAGGGAUGGAAAACUACGGGCAGGUGAUGAGGAAGUUGUCAUGCAAUAUGUUGACAAUGGGCUAGAUUACCUGCAUGGCAGCAACAGUCAUGCUGCUACUUCAAUGAAGGAUAAGAAUUGUGGUGAAGUGACUCUACCCAGCUGUAGAGAUCAUUCUAAACUAAAAUCUGAAUGGAAAUCUAUGGAAAAUGGCAGCAUUCCAUGUCCACCAAAGGAUAUGGGAGGUUGUGGUGAAGGAAUUCUAGAAUUGAAGUCUGUAUUUUCAGAUAGUUUUGUUUCAGAGUUGUUAGUGAAAGCCAAAGAUAUUGUCAAAAACUAUGAACUUGAGGAUGGGCCACAAAAUUUUGAGCAAUGCUGCUCCUGUUUGAAACUCGAUGGUGAAAAUGUUUCUGACUGUAAUAAUUUACGCAAAGCAGCCUCUCGAGAAAACUCUGAGGACAAUUAUUUAUACUGUCCAAAAGCUAAAGAUCUUCAGCAUGCAGAUUUGAAGCAUUUCCAGUGGCACUGGUCAAAAGGUGAGCCAGUGAUUGUCAGUAAUGUGCUUGAAACUACAUUGGGCUUGAGCUGGGAACCUAUGGUUAUGUGGCGUGCCUUGCGUCAGAUCAGAAAUGUUAAUCAUGAACUGCUACUUGAUGUGACUGCUAUAAAUUGCUUGGACUGGUGUGAGGUAGACAUUAAUGUCCACCAGUUCUUCAAGGGGUAUUCAGAGGGUCGGUUUGACAAUCAUGAAUGGCCUCAGAUUCUGAAGUUGAAGGACUGGCCUCCAUCUAAUUUAUUUGAGGAGCGAUUACCUCGCCAUGGGGCUGAGUUUAUCAGUUGCUUACCAUUCAAGGAAUAUACUCAUCCUCACAGUGGAUACUUAAAUCUUGCUGUUAAACUGCCGAAGAAGUCUUUGAAGCCAGACAUGGGGCCUAAGACAUAUAUAGCUUAUGGAGUUGCUCACGAACUGGGACGUGGAGAUUCUGUCACAAAGCUCCACUGCGAUAUGUCUGAUGCGGUUAAUGUGCUGACACAUGAAGGAGGAGUAAAACUCUCGCCUAUGCAGCUUUCAAAAAUAAAGGAGUUGAAGGAUAAGCACAAUGCCCAAGACGAGAGGGAAUUAUACCAAAAUAAGGAGAUGGACGUGAAAAAAGAACAAUUAGAUGAUGAUUUAUCGAGAUCGAAUGAGCAAGCUUCUCCAGACACGUUGGACGACCCCUGUUUGGAGAUUGAAGCCCAAGAGCCAAAAUCAUCUGAUAUGUCAACAGAGAACAUGCUGGAUAAAGCACUGACUGCAAAAACUAUUUUGGGAACUCAAAUGGUUGAUAAAAAUGAUGCUGACAAUGAAGGUUGGCAGUGUUCUGGCAGAGGGAAAAGUGAAAUUGAUAGCUCACUUAAUCAAAAUUUUGUGGCUGAGAUCAACUCCACUGAUCGAGCAUGUGAAAAAUCUGCUCUACCCUUGGAAGUGGAGAGCAAUGAUGAAACUGAGAUAUCGAGCAACAUAAAUCAGAAUGUAACAGAAACUUCCGGAACAAGCAAAUCAAAGAAAGAGGGUGAACAUAGGGAAGAAAAUGAUGGUGCUUCAGUUUCAGUUGGUUCAGAAGUCUUUGAAGACCCUGAAGGUGGUGCUUUAUGGGACAUUUUUAGGAGGGAAGAUGUUCCAAAACUGAAAGAAUAUGUGAGCAGUCACUUCAAGGAAUUUAGGCACAUUUAUUGUAAUCAGUUGCCACAGGUGGUCCACCCGAUUCACGAUCAAACUGUUUAUUUGACCGUGGAGCAUAAAAGAAGACUAAAGGAGGAAUAUGGGAUCGAACCAUGGACUUUUGUUCAGAAAUUAGGUGAUGCAGUGUUUAUACCUGCUGGUUGCCCUCAUCAAGUUAGAAACUUGAAGUCAUGCAUAAAGGUUGCAGUUGACUUCGUCUCACCUGAAAAUGUUCAAGAGUGCAUUCGUAUGACAGAAGAAUUCCGCAUUCUUCCUCAAAAUCACAGGGCUAAAGAAGACAAGUUGGAGGUGAAGAAGAUGUCUCUUCAUGCCAUGUGCCGAGCUGUAAAAUCUUGUGAGGGCAUUUCUUCAGAUGCAAGUGACACUAACCAAGACGGCAAAGCGAGGAAAAGAAAUUUCAAAGGUAGGAGGAAGAAGAACUAA